UAGGUGACUGACUUAAUGCUGAUAAAUCAACGAAACGUCAUCUCAGCUCGCGGAGAAUGUUUGGCGUGUCCUGUGCCCCGCCCUUGGGGUUGGCGGGAGCGUUGGGGCCCGUUCUGGGAGACAAUACCCUAUAAAAGCGUAGUGGACACCGGUCGAUGGCAGCCACAUCAACCUCAGCCAUCGAGGCAAAUUUUCCUGUUGUACCAGCAAUCAUCUAUUGUUCCCUUUUCCGUCAUGUGCGCCCUGGUCGCGAUUCUCCUCGUAGCAGCUCUUUCGGUGGCAACCGCGGCACCGUCAGGUUAUUUGGGCCAUGGUGCAGCAUUAGCAGGACCGAUUCUAGGACCUGCAGCUCUCGCAGGCCCUAUUAACGGACCAUCCGCACUCGCCGGCCCGGUGGUUGGACCCGCGCGCAUAUCCGGUGCGGUCGACGGCGGAGCUGUCGUCACUGGUUCUGUGGCUGGACCGUCGGUCGUUUCCGGUAGCAUCCCUGGACAUACGGCGGUGGUCGGCCCGGCUCUUGGCUAUGCCGCACCAGCCUUGGGAUGGCCAGCUUAUGGAGGUCAUUAUGGAGCAGUGCUUGCUGGUCCUGCUGUAGGUCCAGCGGCUCUCGCCGGACCUAUCGCAGCUCCGGCUUUGAUCGCUGGUCCAUCCGGUAGCAUCACUGCUGGACACGCUGGAUUAGGUGGCAUCGUUCGCGGAUAUGCGCCUGGACACUGGUAAUUCUUUACUCGGCAACACGAAGGACCUCCGCGAUUGAUCUCUUAGACACUCGCAAUCUCGAUCACGUUCUGCAUCACGAUCUUCGUCAUUUUGGCAUAUUUCCAAUCACCGUAUUUCUUAUAUAUGUAUAUAACAAAUUUUCGUGCAUACCACGUUACAUAUAAUAAUAAUAAUAAACGCAUGGCACUUCUGGAACAAAA
Solenopsis invicta (red fire ant) is the source of this 920-nucleotide messenger RNA. RefSeq names its product tetra-peptide repeat homeobox protein 1. The transcript is spliced from 2 exons. The record is from RefSeq and is a predicted model, not a curated record. The coding region runs from base 16 to 720 and encodes 234 amino acids. NCBI's taxonomy places the organism in Eukaryota, Metazoa, Arthropoda, Insecta, Hymenoptera, Formicidae.